Messenger RNA from Fusarium sp. VM40, 1746 nucleotides. The record is from the annotation of a GenBank genome assembly. Lineage: Eukaryota; Fungi; Ascomycota; Sordariomycetes; Hypocreales; Nectriaceae.
AUGAUUAUGGGGAAGAGCUUUACCAAUGGCGUUACCAACUUGGUCGAACGAAACCUUAGGAGUUGUAUCCUCCAUGAUUCCUCUUUGAGUCUCAUUGUCUCAGAGAAGGUUCUCUACCGACGCAACGAGCAGAACAAUGAUAAGGUCAUCCUCCUCUCCGGCGGUGGAUCUGGUCAUGAACCGGCUCACGCAGGAUACCUAGGCGAGGGUGCAUUAGAUGUAGUGAUUGCAGGCGAGAUAUUUGCCUCUCCAUCUGCCUCACAAAUCUUCACAGGCUUGCAGGUUGCCAAGUCGUCAAAAGGAUCGUUGUUGAUUGUCAAAAACUACACAGGUGACAAGCUCAACUUUGGUCUGGCAGCAGAAAAGGCCAAGGCUGAGGGCCAAAAGGUAGAGAUGGUGAUUGUUGGAGACGAUGUAUCGGUCGAGGGCAAUUCACUUGUCGGUCAGCGUGGUCUUGCAGGAACAGUCUUUUGUCACAAGAUUGCUGGAGCCAAGGCAGCUCAGGGAGCAUCACUCGACCAGGUCGCCGCUACCACCAGAAAAGCCGCUUCGCAAAUGGCCACUGUCGCCGUGAGUCUCGAUCGUUGUAGUGUCCCCGGUCGUUCGAACCAAGAGGCGCUUCCUCGUAAUCAGCUCGAGUUCGGCAUGGGUAUCCACAAUGAGCCUGGUGUGAAACGUGAAGAGAUUCCAGGCCUCGAGGUAACAGUUGAGAAGGCGUUAAGCAUGAUGUUUACGCCCAAAGCCAAUAUGUGGCAACCAAGGAACGGGCAGCGCGUUGCCCUGAUGGUCAACAACCUCGGUGGAUUAAGUGUCUUGGAGCUCGGUGUUAUUGCAGACGAAGUGGUGAAGCAAUUAAUCGUGCGAGACAUCCAGAUCAAAAGAGGUCUUGUUGGCACUUUUGUGACACCGCUUGAUGGACCUGGUUUCUCGGUUACUCUAUUGUCACUUGAUGAUGAAUUGACAGAACUUCUAGAUGCACCCACUACAGCACCUGCUUGGCCACGCUCUAUCCAUGGUUGGGCGACAGAUGCUGAGUCUGUAUCGAAACGAGAAACAAUUGUCACGACUGCAAAGGUUAAUAGUCGAGAGACAGGAGUCAAAGUACCGACAUCGCUUGUUAAGGUUCUUGUUCAGUCAGUGGCACGAACAACAGCAAGGGAUGAGCUCAAGAUCACAGAAUAUGACACCCUUGCAGGCGAUGGAGAUUGUGGAGAGACGCUCCUGAAUGGAGUCAAUGGUCUAGUAGAAGAGUUUGAGAGCGACAAUGCAAUUGCUCUGGAUAUUGGACAAAUCUUUCGACGUAUAGCCACCACCGCAGAGAGAAGUAUGGGCGGCACAUCAGGCGCCAUCUACGCCAUCUUCCUCAAUACCGUAGUGAACCGUCUUCUCGAACUAGCCGCCGACUCACCAUCGCUCACCGUCUCCGAGUUUCUGCAGAAGGCUCUCCAGGGCGGUUUAGACGAGCUGUGUAGGUACACGCCUGCACGCAUCGGUCACCGCACGCUAAUGGACGCCCUCAUCCCUUUUGUCAAGACCUAUGCCUUAGAUGGUUCGUUGAAAGGUGCGUUGGUGGAGGCGCGCAAGGGCGCUGAGAGCACGCGGCAGAUGGCAGCGGCUUUGGGGCGGGCGAGUUAUGUUGGACAAGACAGGUUUGAUAAGGAGGGUGGUAUUCCAGACCCUGAAGCCCUUGGUGUUGUGAGUAUUCUUGAUGGUCUUUCUGAGGGGUUGGACAUGAGAGUCAAUUGA